Messenger RNA from Chironomus riparius, 1295 nucleotides. The record is from the annotation of a GenBank genome assembly. NCBI's taxonomy places the organism in Eukaryota, Metazoa, Arthropoda, Insecta, Diptera, Chironomidae.
AAGACAUCAAAAGCAGCACCAACAGUUGAAAAAAGAAGUCAACAAGCAAAAAAAAAAGAGUCACAAAAUAAUUUCCAUCAAAAAUAAGUAAAGCUUUUGUCGUCAAUACGUCCAAGCAAUACGCAAAUCAAUAAUUGAACGAAACAACAAAUUUGGAUUAGUCAACAAAAACUGAAGAUGACGAAAGUGCAAUUUGCAGCAAUAUUUCUCUUCCUUCACAUCAUUGAAUGUCAUCGAAUUCAUUUAUCAGAUUCAAUUAUGGAUAUUAUAAAUACACAGCAUGUAGAAAAGAUUUUAGCUGAUCGUAGGCAAAACAGUAAUAAUCUUGAUGAGGAUGCAACAGAAACAGAGACCGACGUAUAUCCAACAUCGGAUACAAUUAUUGAUUUUGAUUAUAACACAAAUCAACCGCCAAGAAAUCGCGUGCCGUUACCAAUACGUGGUGAUGUCAUCAUGAAGUAUAAUGACACGUCAAUAAUUCCAUCGCUUGCGGAUCGACAUCCAAACAUGGAUCCAAGCGUGCUCGCUGAACUUCAAAAAUAUCGUGGUGAUAAAAUUCUCAAGUCAAGUAAAAGUGCACUUUUCAUAGCCAAAAAGGAGCUACUAAAGCAAGAUUGGUGCAAGACGGAACCAUUUGAGCAGAAAAUUCGUGAGGAUGGCUGUUAUAGUAAGCGCAUCACAAAUUAUUUCUGUUAUGGUCAAUGUAAUUCAUUUUACAUACCAAAGAUGUCAAAGAGACGACCAAAGGCACAUGGAAAUAAGCGAGAUCAUCGGAAUAAGCAUCGAAAUGAUUCGUUUCGAUCGUGUGCAUUUUGUAAGCCAAAGGAAUUCAAAUACACAACAGUCAUCCUCAAAUGUCCAUCACUGACGCCAAGCUUUCGUCGAAAGCAUGUACAGAUUGUAAGGGAGUGUCGAUGUAUUGCACAAAAUAUGAACUAAGAUUUUUUUUUAAAAAUAUAUUUUUUAAAUUUGUUGUUAAAAAAUGAAAAGAAAAAAAAUUAUUGCGAUUUUAUGCUAAUGAUAAUGAUGAAGUUAAAGAAAAUUUAGCGAUGUAAGAAAUGAAUUUUUUUAUGUACAUGAAAAAAAUGUUGAGUUUAUUCUGAAAUUCUCAGAAAUGAUCAUGUGCAAGAGUGGUCUUAAGUUGUGAGAAUUUUGGGUUGAAAAGUUGGAGAUAUUUGGAUGAAUUAAGAAUGUUAAGGUUAGAAACAUAAUCAGAAACCAAGUUAAAGCUAGUAACAAUGUCAAGAACCAAGUUUAAGCUAGCAACGAAUUCAAGAACCAAGUUUAAGCUAGUA